AUGUUUCUUGGAACCAACCUGCAUGAUUGUGUUCUGGUCUUCUCAAGAGUCAGUUUAGUCCCCACGAUCCGCGCUCAUCUAGUGAACGCCGAUACACACGUUCUCAGGCAGAUCGCCGAGACGAUCGGCGAUGUGCUCGAGAAGCGGAAAGAACUACGUUUUGACAAGAUCCUUCAGGAGCCCCUGAGCUGUUUGAAAGUGACAGGCUUCCAGGAAUACCUUAUCAAGAAGCAUUUUCGGCAAGGCUUUAAAACUUACAGCCCUAUGUCUGAUAUUGAAGCUUCAAUUUUUGUCAAAAGGUUGUCAAAUAGCUUGGAGUACGAUCUGAAGAGGCGGAUGAGUGCUAUAGAACUCACGAAAUUUGCGCGGUUCAAAUCUUCGGACCCCUCUCGAAUGCGCAAACAGGUCCAGUCAUCAUGGCUUUAA
Molecule: messenger RNA, 426 nt
Organism: Colletotrichum lupini
Lineage: Eukaryota; Fungi; Ascomycota; Sordariomycetes; Glomerellales; Glomerellaceae
Exons: 5
Coding region: 1-426 (141 amino acids)
Source: RefSeq, a predicted model, not a curated record